Auanema sp. JU1783 is the source of this 348-nucleotide messenger RNA. The record is from the annotation of a GenBank genome assembly. Lineage: Eukaryota; Metazoa; Nematoda; Chromadorea; Rhabditida; Rhabditidae.
AUGAAUUUCUCCAUUGUUCUCCUUUUGGCUGUUGUUGCUGUUGCCAGCGCUUUCCCAAGAGACAGAAGACAAGCCAUUAUUGAAAAAACCGUCAUCACUAGAACAGGACCAGGAUUCGGUGGUAACUCUGGAUUCGGAGGUGGACCAGGAUUUGGAGGUGGACCAGGAUUCGGAUCAAGAUCUGGAUUCGGAGGGGGACCAUCUUUCGGAAACAACAGAUUCGGUGGAAGCCAAUACGGAGGCAGCAGAUUCGGUGGUGGACCAGGAUUCGGUGGCCCAGGAUUCGGAGGACCAGGAUUCGGAAACCAAAAUACCGUUGUCAAGACUACCGUUAUCCGUCACGGAUAG